This is a messenger RNA of Penicillium nucicola, 1938 nucleotides long. RefSeq names its product hybrid sensor histidine kinase/response regulator. The transcript has a single exon. NCBI's taxonomy places the organism in Eukaryota, Fungi, Ascomycota, Eurotiomycetes, Eurotiales, Aspergillaceae. Gene Ontology annotation, biological process: phosphorylation; phosphorelay signal transduction system. The coding region runs from base 1 to 1938 and encodes 645 amino acids. The record is from RefSeq and is a predicted model, not a curated record. Gene Ontology annotation, molecular function: phosphorelay sensor kinase activity.
AUGACGCUCAAUUUCGCUCCUAACGUCACAGCCCAACAGCUGGCCGACAUCCUUCCAAACGGUGUCGCCAUUCUCAACUAUCGAUAUGAACUGAUCUCUAUCAACCGCCGAUUUCGAAGGCUGGUACCAUGCGCGAGCGCGAACUUCUCCGAAUGCUGGCUGAAAUCGGUCCACUCGGACGACUAUGAAAGGGUGACUGCUGAAUUUCAGGAAGGUGCAUCAUCUAAACAACCCCUGCGGAUCGAAUAUCAUAGCCAUAACCCGGAGUCGAUGUGGUGUGUCAUGACAUUAGAACCGUUGAACAAGGAAGACGUCAAGUGCUUCGGUCGCCGUGGAGAUACACUCUUCAUCUGUACCAUCGCGGAUAUCACACCGGAGAAGAAGGCAGAGCUGAUGCAAAGGCAGGCUGCAAGGGAGGCACAAGAUCGGAAGAAGCAACAAGAACGGUUCAUUGAUAUAAUCAGUCACGAAAUUCGGAAUCCCCUCUCCGCUAUACUCCAUUGUACAGAAGACAUCCAGGAAGCGAUUUAUAAUACCAAGCGGGAAGAUAUUUCACUACCUACCAUCACUGAAGCGGUCGAGACUAUCAGUCUCUGCAUCACGCAUCAAAAGAAGAUCGUGAAUGAUGUUCUCACCUUUUCCAAACUCGACGCCUCCAUGCUUUCUUUAAACCCCCACAAGGUUCAACCGAAACGACACCUAACCACUCCGCUCUCCAUGUUUCGACCCGAGCUUCGAAAACAGCGGAUUAAAUUCGAAUACGAAGUCGACGUCUCGUAUGGCAACUGCGGCAUUGAUUGGGUCAUGGCAGACCUUGACCGCAUGGGUCAAGUGCUCAUCAACAUCCUUUCAAAUGCCAUCAAGUUUACCGCCAGAUCCGGAAAUGAGCGAUUGCUACGAGUGUCAAUGGGAGCUUCCAUCGAGCGUCCUUCUUCUUAUCCUCCAAACAUCGUUUUCUUUGAUUCGGGAGAAGCAGGGCUCCGCAAAGACGCAACGAACACAUCCGAAUGGGGAGGCGGCGAAUCUGUAUAUAUCAUGGUUGCCGUUAAAGAUUCCGGUAUUGGCAUCAGUGACCAAGCUCAAAAACGACUGUUUGAGCGGUUCAAUCAGGCCACCCCCAGAACUGAAAGUAUCUACGGUGGCUCCGGUCUCGGCCUCAAUGUUUGCCGGCAGCUCUGCCAUCUACACGGAGGCGAGAUCGGCGUGAGUUCGAGAGAAGCACGAGGAAGUACUUUCGGCUUCUUUUUCAAGGCGCGUCGGACACCCCACGCCCCCGAUGAAGGCCACGACACUUCUAACGCUUUUGCGCUCGACCAACUAUCUUCUGAUAUUCAAAUGCUCGGGAAUGAAAUGAACGGAGUCAACGAAUCCACGGAUGAACCUGAUAUUCCUGAAAAUCCCCCCGUCGCCAAUGUUGCAGAAGUCGAAGUGGGUGCACCUGACGACAAGCGAACGUCACACACACAACGCAUUGCGCGGGAGGUAUCCGAUGGUCAGCUUAAUCGCGAGCAUGACAAGUCGCCAGUCAGUCUGGAUUUGGAAAAUGGAGGUUCUGGUGAGCGAGUUCUUCUUGUCGAGGACAACUUCAUCAAUCGAAGAAUUAUCUCGCGCAAGCUGGGUGCGCGCGGAUUCGCUAUCACCGAAGCAUGCAAUGGUCAACAGGCUCUGGAAAUGAGUCGAAAUACUUCAUUUGACUGUAUUCUCAUGGAUCAGCAGAUGCCUAUUAUGGAUGGUAACGCAGCAACGAAAGCCAUUCGGGAAAUUGAAGAAGAGACUGGGGGGCAUGUGCCCGUUUUGGGCGUGACGGCCAAUGCGAGAGAGGCACAACAAGAGGAAAUGAUGAGCGCUGGCAUGGAUGACAUCAUUCAUAAGCCUUACGGCACUCAAGAGCUUGUUCAGAAGAUCAAGCACUUGGUCAACCCGAAGACGAAAGAAUAA